Messenger RNA from Malaya genurostris, 1331 nucleotides. Its product is annotated as acidic mammalian chitinase-like. Gene Ontology annotation, molecular function: chitin binding; chitinase activity. Bases 32 to 1189 code for a protein of 385 amino acids. Gene Ontology annotation, biological process: chitin catabolic process; carbohydrate metabolic process. NCBI's taxonomy places the organism in Eukaryota, Metazoa, Arthropoda, Insecta, Diptera, Culicidae. Gene Ontology annotation, cellular component: extracellular region. The record is from RefSeq and is a predicted model, not a curated record. The transcript is spliced from 4 exons.
GUCUCAGUCACUUUGACCUGAUCUGUCCGAAAUGAGUGCUAAGUGUUUGUUGGUUGCGAUGGUCCUUCUGGGAUUGUCUUGUGUUGUGAUAUCCCAAAAACCUCUCCUUUGCUAUUACGGCAGUUGGGCCCAUUAUCGGUCCGAUAGGGGCCAAUUUAAAGUGGAGGAUAUCGAUCCGUGGCUAUGUACUCAUGUGAUCUAUUCUUUCCUUGGAAUUAACGAGGAUGGAUCUAUUGCUAUACUGGACAGUGGGCUGGAUAUAGAUAUGGGAAAUUUGAAGAAGUUCACGGAACUGAAAAAUACGAAUUCUAACCUGAAAACCUUGGCCGCUAUCGGUGGCUACAGUGUUGGUUCGGAAACGUUUUCGAGGGUAGCAGCAAAUCCGGACCUGAGAUGGCGUUUUGCGGAGAAUGCGAGAGAUUUCUGUUUUCAGUACGGAUUUGACGGUAUAGAUAUGGACUGGGAAUACCCUGGACAACGUGGCGGUGAUCCGUACAACGAUAAGGCCAACUUUGUGCUCAUGCUUUCCAAUUUGCGGGAGGUACUUUCUGCCAAUGGAUUGAUGUUAACAGCGGCAGUUGGAGCUCCUCAGAAUAUUGCGGAAAUAUCUUACGACAUUCCGGGGAUUUCCGAGUACGUCGAUUUCAUUAAUCUAAUGACCUACGACUAUAAUGGGGCUUGGGAUGCUUACACUGGACACAACUCUCCGCUCUAUGAGGGUCCUUCGGAUUCAAACGAUUUUCAGCGAACUUUGAAUGUACAUCACAGUGUCACGUAUUGGCUCCAGCAGGGUGCACCGAACAACAAACUGAUUGUCGGUGUUCCAAUCUACGGUCGGACAUUUACGCUGCAGAGCUCGGAUAAUUACUGGCUUCGUGCGGGUUCCAGUGGACCAGGUUUAGCUGGAAAGUAUACGAAUGAAGCUGGAUCUUUGGCGUACUUCGAAAUUUGUCCUUUCUUCACCCGGAGGUGGGUUCGUCAUUGGGAGGAUAACCAGAAAAUUCCAUUCGCUGUAACCGGAGAUCAGUGGAUCGGAUAUGACGAUGUUGACAGCACGAAAAUUAAGUGCGAUUAUAUUAAUCAACACAAUUUGGCCGGAGCAAUGGUAUGGUCAAUUGAGCAGGAUGACUUCCAUAGUUAUUGUGGAUCGAAAAAUCCUAUUUUGAACACCCUUCGUGACUGCCUCUGACGAGUGGAAUGCAAACUCCUAGUUUUCCGAUGAUAUUCGAGCAAUCAAUGGGCUCUAACCUUGGAUAAGAAUCAAUAAGAAUUAAUCGUAGAUUUUAUCGAACGUACAAAUAAAAUAAAGCGCUGCAAUUUUCGGUCAUUGA